AUGCCCGAGCAGCCAAGGGAUGUCGUGGGGGACAUCCGGGUGUGCCGAUUCCUUCGCUUCUAUGGCCACAAGGUGAACGAGGCUGCCAAGGGGCUGGCAGACUUCCUGAAGUGGUGGGUGGCAGAGGACAUCCUAGCCUUGCGAAAGGGCAUCAUUGACUUAGACGUCGAUGACUUCCACGCCUGGGUCGAUUCGGUGAGGUCACCAUACGCUCCUGUCAUGGUGCCUGGCUUCGCCGAGACCGAGGAUGGGCACCUGGUGAUCUUUGUAUCCCCCGGGUACUUCAAGGCACAGGAGUUCGCAAGCCAGCGCCCGGCAUGCCACACCAUGGACAACGAUCUGAUGUUGGUGAGAGCGGGCCUUGAAUGGAUGAUGAAGCGCUUGGAUGACAAGUGUUAUGCGAAACAGAAGAUGCUGUACUCGAUUAAAGUGAUCGAUGCCAUUCAUUUGGGGAGAGAGACGCUUCCAAUCCGGGUCUACGAGAUUCGCAAGUUCGCUCAAGACAACGGCAAGCAGAUUAUGACAAUGUAUUGUGAUCAUGACAUCCUCAUUAUGAUCGUGAACGCUCCAUGGAUUAUCCGCUUUGUGACCAUGUUUGCGACAACCUUGAUGUCCAAGAGACAAACUGCUCGGCUUAGAGUCCUUGGAAGCGCUUCCGAUGAGGAUGUGCAGGCACAGCUCAGACUUGUUGGACCGAAGAGCAUGUUUCCACCAUCCCUGGGAGGUACCCGCAAGCCAGAGGACAUCCCGAUGUACUUCCCUCUGGCACAAGAGAAUCAAGCCAGGAUCGCCAAGUGGAUGGCGCUAAAAGAAUCCGGGAUUACCAGAAAGGGUGCUACGAAGCCACCGACACCGGGCGCCGCCAAGAAAUCCAAUGAGCAGGAACAGGUUGCAGCCACCAGCGUGACGACGCCAAUUGCCAAUGUCGACGUGGAGGAGGAGUCUGCAGCGAAGGUAUCCGCCGAGGCAGUGCCCUCGGUCAAGGAAGAGAAGGAAGAGGAGAAGCCGGUCCUCUUGGAGGAGGCCCCGCCACAGAGUGGAGGCUGGUUCUGCUGCGCGGCACCGUAG
This is a messenger RNA of Symbiodinium natans, 1068 nucleotides long. NCBI's taxonomy places the organism in Eukaryota, Dinophyceae, Suessiales, Symbiodiniaceae. The record is from the annotation of a GenBank genome assembly.